Molecule: messenger RNA, 576 nt
Organism: Colletotrichum fioriniae
Lineage: Eukaryota; Fungi; Ascomycota; Sordariomycetes; Glomerellales; Glomerellaceae
Source: RefSeq, a predicted model, not a curated record
AUGAGCGUUGCGCUACGGAUAUACGCCAGAAUAUGGGUCAUCAAGGCGCCUGGGUGGGACGAUGCGGUCAUGCUCUGUGCCUGGGGAGGAUGGAUCUCAUUCGUGAUUCAGGCGCGGUACGGCCUUGGCAAGCACUUCUUGACCAUUGAUAAGAAGUAUGACUACGUCGUGUUCAACCACGUUGCUUUUUGGCAGGCCAUCAUCUCCGCCGCCGGGGCUCUCAUGUUUCUCAAGGUUUCCAUUGCCCUGAGUCUCUUGCGCUUGAGUAAAACUGGAUGGUACAAGUGGGCAUUGUGGUCAACAAUUGCUCUUGUCUUCUUCUACUCGAUUGGUGGCAUGUUCCCAUUUUUCCUUCACUGCAAGCCCAUGUCAGGAUUUUGGGACAGGAACACGACACCACCUCCAAAAUGUAAGGAUGGCAAUAACAUCAAUCUGUUUGGUAUCAUCAACACAGGAUUCAAUAUCUUCACCGACGUAAUUCUAGCCACCCUGCCCGUGCCAAUCAUAUGGAACCUGCAGAUGAAGCGCAAACUACGUCUCUACGCAAUUGGGAUCCUGAGCUUGGGGUACUUGUGA